AUGAAGCCCAAGCACAGAAAGAUAGCCACAAGACAGUGGAUCAGUAGUGCUGUGGCCUACCGCACUAGGUCUGCAGCCAUGAUUGAGAUGCCUCUGAGUAUGAGAGGCUGGCCACCUCUCCAGAAGAGGGACGGGUCAUCUCUCCAGAAGCAAAAACCGGGCAGACCUUUAGAGGUCCUGGAGAACAUUGUUGGCCACAGAAUUUCUCAUGGAUGGAAAGAAGGCGAUGAGCCAGUCACCCAGUGGGACGCCAUCGUUCUAGACCAACUGCCGACAAAUCCCCCCCUCUAUUUGUUGAAGUACAAUGGGAUUGAUUGUGUCUACGGAUUGGAGCUUCACCACGAUGAAAGGAUUUUACAACUGAAGAUCCUGCCUAAUAAAGAGUCUUUUUCUCAGGUGACAGACACCCACCUCACAAACAGCAUAGUUGGCAGAACAGUGACACAUGAAUUCGAGGGCACAAAUGGCUCUAAGGAUGAGUGGAGAGGGGUGGUCCUAAAAGAGGUGCCGAUCAUGAAGACCUGGUUCUACGUUACCUAUGACAAAGAUCCGGUCUUGUACAUUUACCACCUCCUGCAUGACUACAUUGAAGGCAACCUCCACAUCAUGCCAGAGAGUCCUCCAGUAGAAGUGACGUCGGAAGUAGGCAGAGAUUUCAUGAUAGGCAAAUGCGUGCAUCACAGCAAAAGCGACGGAACCAUAAAGACGGGCAAAAUCGUUUACCAAGUUCCCACCAAACCUUCCAUGUAUUUCGUCAAGUUUGAAAAAGACACCCUUAUCUAUGUGUUUGAUGUGAGGAAGAUCCAGUAA
Alexandromys fortis (reed vole) is the source of this 810-nucleotide messenger RNA. RefSeq names its product spindlin-2-like. Gene Ontology annotation, cellular component: nucleoplasm; cytosol. The transcript has a single exon. Gene Ontology annotation, biological process: regulation of DNA-templated transcription; gamete generation. The record is from RefSeq and is a predicted model, not a curated record. NCBI's taxonomy places the organism in Eukaryota, Metazoa, Chordata, Mammalia, Rodentia, Cricetidae. Bases 1 to 810 code for a protein of 269 amino acids.